GAUCGAGAAUGCACGAGUUUAUCGGCGAUCGAUCGGGAAGGCAGUGGCUCGGUCAGUGUUUAUUUCUCCAAAUUUUGUUGAAUUUCGCUCCCGAUUAUGGAUUUAUAAAGAGAACGUCGCAUUCGGUAAACUGAACGCAAUCUUUCCUCCUAUUUGAGAAUGAACACGAAAAAUGUUAAACGUGGCAUCAAUAUUUGAGUGUCUUCAGAUAAGAAUUUGUCAAUUUCAUAUGUUUUAGAUAAAUAAAAACAAAUGUCUGGAAAACAGAGACUGUGGAAACAUUGCGACCAUUGCUCACAAAAUAUUACUUUUAAAACAGCCAAAGAGUUUAUCCAGCAUCUGAGGGACGACCAUUGCAGUAAGGAAGGUGGAUCUUAUGUUUGUCGAUACGGAAAUAAUAAUGUCUGCUGUUCUUUGCCUAUUGAAGGUGUCAGUGAUCAAGACUACGAAGCUCACGUUUUAAAGCAUCAUGUUGCACUCAAUCCAGAUGAAAUAAAGACAGAAAAUAGCUCAAAGACAGAAUAUAAAAUUAACUUAAAUGAAAAAAGACUAUUGGAAUCAAAAAGUGGAAGCCAGUUACUGGAUCCAGUUUAUCAGCCUAAUUUAAUAGCAGAUCAAUUUAAAUGGACUGUUUUUGAUAGUUCACAAAAUCUACCGGCCGUGUUAAACGAUCCUCGUCGUGUCAAAAGAGAAUUUGACUUUUUCACUAAAACUUGGGGAGAUUCUUUUGUUGACGUACAAACGAUAUCUUAUUGUUCUCAUAUACCUGAGAUAACAAGGGCCCAUUUUGAACAUUAUUUGAAAAAUACAUCAAAAAGAUUAAAGAAAUUGGUUAAAAGAAAAGUUAAUAUUCCUACAUUCCAUAUUGGAGAUGGAUCAAUUAUUUCUCUUAGUGCAGCGCGUUGGUUUGAUAAAAAUCUUCCAAGCAUAGAAAGUGUGCCAAAGAUAUUUUUGCAACCAGACUUUAGUUUAGAAAAUCCUGAAACAUUUCGAGCUGUUCUCCCUUGGUCUCAAUUAUAUCCAGCACAGCAAAAUACUUUUGCACAUCAGUCUGCAAAAUUAUUACAAGAAAAGUUAAGUCACUAUUUAGAUAUUGUGGAAGUUCAAAUAGCCAGACAGAUAUCUAUGCGAUCAGAAGCAUUUUUUCAUGCAAUGACAUCACAUGAUGCCUUAAUGGACCAGUUAUCUAAUGUAAUUAAAGCUGUUGCUGAUUUAAGGCACAGGAUACACAAAAUAGAUGAAGUUUUAGUUCAAACACCAUUACAAGUUUUACUAUUGAAAAGACGACAUGCAAACUAUUUACAAGUAUAUAACAAAAUUAAAUUAAUGGCAACAGUUCAUCAGACUCAACCAACUAUACAACUGUUACUCUCUACCUCAGAAUUUGUAGGUGCAUUAGACCUUAUUUAUACAACACAAGAAGUACUUUCACAAGAACUUGCAGGAAUUCAUAGUUUUCGACAUUUAGGUUCUCAAUUAGCUGAAAUUGAAAAAGUUAUUGAUAAAAUGUUGCAAAAUGAUUUUAUACGAUACAUUUCAUCAGAACUAAACAGGCCUCUCAUUAAUUCAUCAUGUGAAUUGAUAGAAAAGGAACAGCUAAUUGCAAUUGUUUUUGGGAUGUUACGACUUCAUCGUCAAAGUUUUAUACAGAUAUUUAGAGAUGAAGCAUGUACAGCAGUUAAAACAAUUCUUAAACAGACUGUUAUAGAAGUAAUAUCUAAACUUGAUGAGCUUGAUUCCGAAGAAAGUACAGGAAGUAGCUUAGGUGAACAGACAACUUUCUUGGAAUUUCAAAAAUGGUUAGAACUUUUACAACAAGUAUUUUCAAAUCUAAUAAUACUUUUACAUCGAAUAAAGCUUAUAUAUGAAGUGAUAAAUGAUGUGGUUAAAAUUUCAACAGGAAAUAAUCACUUAUCUCCUCAGGAAGGAUCUACAGAAUUUCAGACAGAUGUAUCUUUAUCACUAGGUAAUGAUAUAGAAGUAAUGAUAACAGAAAGUGAAUACAUUAAAAUCAUCGUUAAUCUUAAAGAUCUUCUUUUUGCUGUAUGUGAUCAUGCUCAUGAACGUUGUGCCAAGCUUCUUUCUGCCAAAGCAAAAGCUAAUAAAUUUGUCUCGAGGUUCCACGAAGAUAAGAAGUCCAAUCUUAACUUACUUUUAAAUAGUGAACAAUGGAAACAAGUAGAUGUUCCUUCGGAAUUUCAAGAUUUGGUAGAUCAUAUAUCACAAAAGGGAACAUUAACAGUAAUACCUAAACGUUCUGUAACAGAUAAUGAAAGACCGGCUCAGAGCUUUUUGGUUGUAAAUGGGCAGAAUUUUGCUGUUGUUAGAACAGUUCUGUUACUAUUGAAAAUGGUAAUGGAGUAUUGUCAAUGUGCUAAAAACAUUCCAAUGAUUGCACCAGAUCUUUUAACAAGACUUGUGGAUCUCUUAAAAUUUUUUAAUUCAAAGACAAGUCAGUUGUUAUUAGGAGCUGGUGCAUUACAGUUAGUAGGAUUAAAAACAAUUACUGCUAAAAAUCUUGCUCUUGCUUUAAGAUGCCUCGAAUUAAUGAUUAUUUAUAUACCAUAUAUGAAAGCACAUUUUCAAGAUAUACUUACAACUAAACAACAGUUUAUGUGCAAACAUUUUGAUGAAAUAUUAAAAGAUUAUAAUAAUCAUAUCAAUGAAUUAUCAAACAAGCUUGUAACAAUUAUUGGAAGUAUGUUUGAAAAUCAGUUGGCAAAGUGGGAAGUAAAAGCACCAGUACCUUCCUCCUGCUUUCGUUCUAUUUCAAAGCAACUAACAAAAUUUCACGAAGCAGUGUCCGAUCUGUUGCCUUUGGAAUUUUUGCAAGAUUUAUUUACUCAGAUACAUGCAGAUUUUAAAACAAAACUCCGGACCCACCUGGCACAGUUGCACGUGAAUAAUGACGGAGGACCGCAGCAUGGUUUAGUAACCCAAGAACUUACAUUUUAUAUGGAAAGUCUAAAAUUGUUAAAUGUAAUGCAACAUGGAAAUAUUAAUAUGGAUGAUUUGUGGCCAGCAAGGUGACACAUUUGUUUUGUUAGUCCCAACUAAGCAUGUUUGUGUGUAAAUAUGUGAUUUAAUGUAAAGAUUUUUAUUUAUAAAGAAUUAAUGGUGCUUUAUGCACACUUGCUGCAGAUUCAACCAUUCCCAAUUUUUAUUGUUGCAAGAUCUCUAAAUGUAUUAAAAUGAAAUAUUUUUUAUUAACAGAUGUACUUUUGAUAUCUGCAGUGCCUAUGUACCAUUUCAAGGAAAUAAAUUGUGAAUAAUUGUUCUGCAGGUAUUGCAGAAAUUGAAUACACUUCUAAAAUUCUAUUACAAAUUUAUCAAUACUAUACAAGAAAAACAAU
Molecule: messenger RNA, 3353 nt
Organism: Centruroides sculpturatus (bark scorpion)
Lineage: Eukaryota; Metazoa; Arthropoda; Arachnida; Scorpiones; Buthidae
Gene: scat
Product: vacuolar protein sorting-associated protein 54-like
Exons: 23
Coding region: 253-3030 (925 amino acids)
Biological process (GO): retrograde transport, endosome to Golgi; Golgi to vacuole transport
Cellular component (GO): GARP complex
Molecular function (GO): syntaxin binding
Source: RefSeq, a predicted model, not a curated record